AUGGAGAGUCUUCCGGGAGCGGAGAGCCUCAUCCACGGAUCGCUGCCGGAUGCGAACCAGAUUUCAACCUCGACUUCAGUGCGACAGGACUCUGGUUCCGAGUUCUCCCACCUCUCGUCUUCACUCGUUCAGAAACGCUCAUCAUUGCCUCCUCGUGCUGCUCACCCUACCCGUCAUGCCAAACGCCUUACUCUGAAUUUCCCCGUCAAUCUGAACGAUCCUGAGCCCACACGCGAUUCCACCGUUGCCUCGCCUGGCGCUAUAACCCCCGUCGCACAGUCGUCGACACGACCAUCCCCCGCACAGGCUCCUGGAACACAAAUGGCAUUUGAUGUUCCAGAUGAUGGCUACGAUUUCCUGCGGGCCAUCGCCUCGCAGGAGCGGAAGGUCAUGGAGCUUCGUGAGGAGCUCACGCGGGCGGAAGCUGAAUUGGUGACGAUCAAGAAACAAUGGGCACAGUCUGAAAAGUCUAGGAAGCGGGCGGAGAUCAACCACGUCGAGCCUCUGGUGCCACUGCGAUCGCCUGAAUUCUCAACACCCGAUCCUUCGAGUUUACAUGGCCGGGACAAGAGCAUGAGCUCGGCGAGCUCUACAGUGUCGCAAGAACGGAUCAGCCGGGAGCUUGACCGGCGGUCUAGUGUUCGUGCUGCCGUACCAGGAACCAAAAUUGGGACCAAUGGUCGGCGAGUAUUUCAUGGCACACACACACGGACGCUCUCUCUUCUCUCGCCUGUUACAGGUCCCAUCUCCUCCCGUGGAGAGGCAGGUCCCUCAGAGGCUGAUCGGGUGGGGCGCACUCCCCGUUCAGCGACACUACCAUCCGUCGAGCGCAAUAAUGCAGCUACAAUGAGUUCACAAAUGGAUGAGAGCCAGGUACCCGAACAUUUACUCGCCCAAUGGCGGAAUACAUUGCCUCCCCCUUCACGGGAGGCCUUGGUGCGCACAGGCAAGCAGAUGGCAUCCGACCUCCGUGAAGGUCUUUGGACAUUCUUGGAAGACAUCCGACAGGCUACGGUGGGCGAAGAAGGAAUCAGCGGAACACAAACACGAAACAUGUCACCAUCCAACUCGUUGGCACCGCCCAAUGGUCGCAAACGGGAUUCAUUGGCGAAAUCUCGAAGUCGAGAACGGUUGCUAGCGGACGGGAAGCUAUCACGAUCAUCGUCAUCAUCGUCUUCGCGGGGGAGGGGGCCAGCGGCCGAGACAAAAACUGGUAAAGACACCAAGCCGGCGGAAAUUUCCACAUCCUUCUGGAACGAAUUCGGCAUUGAUACACCCGCUCAGAAGUCUCCCAUCGCUCCACGCACCCCCUCCGACAGCAAAGCCACCCGAAACGAGGCGACCGAAGCCGAACAGCGCGACCACCGCCCCAAUGAGUCACUCGAUGCGGAAACCGAAGAUCUCGACAACUGGGAUAGCUGGGAAACGCCCCUAUCUGGCCAGAAGACGCACACGCCCUCAUCAAGUCGAUCGACAGUUGAUACCAAACAUGAUAGGUCGCCCGCCACCCAGGGUAGCAGCCCUCGAACCAGCGCUAGCUUUGGCGAUUGGAACCCGACCCCCAGUGCUCUCGAACAUAACAUCUCUGAAGGCAUCCCUUGGCCUGCAAUUACCAAGUUGGCUCCCUCUAAGCUUCAGCGCACUGCGUCCAACUUGAUGGCAGAGUGGGAGCGCUCACUGUCGCCUUCCCCUGAGCGACAUGCUUCUCCUUCGCCCAGUCGCAAGGACAGCAAGAAAGACUAA
This is a messenger RNA of Penicillium bovifimosum, 1743 nucleotides long. RefSeq names its product DUF4048 domain-containing protein. The record is from RefSeq and is a predicted model, not a curated record. Bases 1 to 1743 code for a protein of 580 amino acids. The transcript is spliced from 2 exons. Lineage: Eukaryota; Fungi; Ascomycota; Eurotiomycetes; Eurotiales; Aspergillaceae.